AUGCAGGCGUCUGUGACUAGGAGAUCGAAGUUUAGAACUGCAUGCGACAGAUGCUACGAGCUCAAAGAAAGAUGUGAUCGCGCAUCUCCCUCAGCCCACUGUGCACGAUGUGCUAGGCUAAGUGUGACUUGUUCAACAGUGCGGCCUGUACGGCCUGUGGGCAGGAGAGCACAAUAUACAGACUCGGUGACUAGAUUGGCCUCGAAGAAAUCCAGAAAGCUGGCGCAAAAUAAGCCUAUCAUUGGUUCACCUUUGAAUGUGCUUCCUGAUUUACAGCCAGAAGAGCAGGAGUUGUUGUCGUUUUUUCUAAGCCAAUCAGGAAAUCUAGAUCGGUUCAUUGCGUACCCAAGCUCUCAAUCCGGGAAGCAGCAAUUGUUUUCUGUUCAGCUAUCAAGUGCUCUACCAUCUUUCAGGGAUGCUUUUCUCGCAUGUGCUCUAUCAGUGAAACAAUUACAAACAGGCACCACAGGCGAUGCGGAUACAACUUUCAGUGUUCGCUAUAUACUGAAGGCUAUGGACGCAUUGCGUUCAUUGCCUGUUCUAUCUUCACAAGAUGCAGUUCUAUGCCAUGCUCUGGGAGGGUUACUUGCAUUUUCAAUAUCUUCCGCAAUCGGCGUAGGAGUUCCAGAUAUUUGCCGUCACUGUCUAGGUACAACUACUCCGUUCAUGACAACGACAGUUUCUGAUGCACAAGAUGAUCCAUGGGGAAGCUUCUUGAUCCUGUUAGAAACUAUGGACUGUCUUAUGCAUCGACAAAAGCCGAUACUGAGGAUCCGGGUACCAACCUCUGUCGUUAUUGACUGUCGUCUUGGCCUCUGUUUACCUCUAUUACCCUACUAUCAUGAUCUAUGUGUCAUCAGUAACACACUUCUUAACACAACUGACACCAAUGUCCUGGCUCGUUUGCAAAAACAGCUAGAUGAAAUACAUUGCAUUGUGGAGCCAUGGCAGCCAUCUCAAUUGAAUGGACUCAUUGAGCGCUUUGAUUCGACGGAAAUCGUUCAUCUUCUUGCGCAAGCCAAGAUUUACCGCUUGGGAGCUCUCCUAGUGGGUCAUCGGUUACGAUAUCCAUUUGGUCAGGAAGAUUCUCAAGCGGAAAUCUGGUCAAAAGAAGUAAUGAUGGAGCUUGAAAUGGCAAGAUUAGUCACCAAAAAACCUAUGCGCUUUGUAACAUUGCCAUUUAUUAUCGCUGCCGUUGAGGUUAGAGAGGAAAAUUUACGGGUCAAAACGCUUGAGUGCGUAGACGAUUGCGUGGAUGAUUUCGCUCGGUUUAUGCAAAAGGCAACAAAGACAUUUUUGUUGAGAGUUUGGCAUGAGAGAGAUGCGGAUGUUACAACUAGGUGGUUUGAUUCAAUCCACAAACCAUGUCCUGUGUUGAAUGCUCUUACUGCGACUUGUUCGGCUGGUUGA
This is a messenger RNA of Botrytis fragariae, 1410 nucleotides long. RefSeq names its product putative transcription factor cys6 protein. Gene Ontology annotation, molecular function: DNA-binding transcription factor activity, RNA polymerase II-specific; zinc ion binding. NCBI's taxonomy places the organism in Eukaryota, Fungi, Ascomycota, Leotiomycetes, Helotiales, Sclerotiniaceae. The record is from RefSeq and is a predicted model, not a curated record. Gene Ontology annotation, biological process: regulation of DNA-templated transcription. The transcript has a single exon. The coding region runs from base 1 to 1410 and encodes 469 amino acids.